Molecule: messenger RNA, 408 nt
Organism: Rosa rugosa (rugosa rose)
Lineage: Eukaryota; Viridiplantae; Streptophyta; Magnoliopsida; Rosales; Rosaceae
Exons: 1
Coding region: 1-408 (135 amino acids)
Source: RefSeq, a predicted model, not a curated record
AUGUCGGCAAAGGCUGUUCUCACCACACAUGAUGGUGAUCUUCUUGGAAAUCCAACUGCCUUUCGUGAGAUGGUUGGCUCCUUGCAGUACCUAACCAUUACACGCCCUAACAUAGCCUUUGUGGUCAAUUCUGUGUCACAAUUCAUGAGUCAACCUCGUGCUCCACAUCUCAUUGCAGCCAAACGUAUUCUCCGCUAUGUCAAAGGCACACUAGGCCAUGGUCUCCAUUUUAGUCCUCAAAGCCAACCUGCCCACCUUUCUGCUUACUCUGAUGCCGAUUGGGCCUGCUGUCCAGAAUCUCGCCGUUCCACUUCCGGCUAUCUCAUUUACCCUGGCAAUACCCUUAUCUCUUGGUGUUCCAAAAAGCAACGUACCAUUGCUCGCUCCAGUGCAGAAUCUGAAUAUUGA